CGAGCAGCCCAGAGAGGACUACAGUCAAAGCGUCCACACUGAUACGGCUUUCUCUAUUAAUCCGUCCCCGCUGCGUGAACUCCGGUGUCUGUGAAGAGGGAUAGGGCGGAAGGGAUGCCGAAGUAGCGCGGGAUGCUGCGCGGUGUCAACGUCGUAGGAGGACGGCUCAGAGUGAACCAGCUGGAGGUGAAACACGAAUGGCUUCUCCGGAGCUGCUUCCCGCUGACGAGGGAGGCAGACAGCCCGACCAUCCCGACGUCCUUGACCGGGUUUCGAGCGCGCUGCACAUCCGCAAGUCAGGCGGAUCAACAGGAGGUGCGCUCCCGGGGGAGGGCUGCUGUAACCCGGCCCGCGGCUGCCACGACCGGUGUCAUUCAGCGGCGCCAAGGACGGGUAAACUCGGUCCCCUCGGCGAGGAGAAAGUCCGGGUUUGUUGCGACGAGGAAUUAGAGACUUCUUUCACGUACAUUGAUGAGAAUGUUAACCUGCGUCUGGCCAGCCCGGAUACUAGUUAUAAAAGUACUCACAGGCCCGUGCGCAACGGCGAGCCGUGCUCCGAGACUUUCCCGGAGCUUUCCUUCAUGUCCGAGGAUGAUUUGUCCUUCGGGGAGGGCUCCGGGAGCUCUGUAGACUACGGCUUUAUCAGUGCAGUCACGUUCUUAGUGACCGGGAUCUCCUUGGUGAUCAUCUCCUACGCCGUCCCUCGGGACGUGGUGGUGGACCGUGACAGCGUGUCGGCGCGGGAGAUGGAGAGGCUGGAGAUGGAGAGCGCCCGCAUAGGUGCCCACCUGGACCGGUGCGUCAUAGCGGGGCUGUGCCUGCUCACGCUGGGCGGCGUGGUGCUCUCCACGCUGCUCAUGAUCUCCAUGUGGAAGGGGGAGAUGUACAGGAGGAAGGUCAUCGCUUAUUCCAAGCGCUCGGCCAAACAGUACGGCUCCAUCAGCCUGAAAACUAGAUCCAGUCCCAGCCACUCCUCCGCGCACUUGUCCCUGGAGGAGGAGAUAGAGGAAACUUUGACUUGAGAUGCUGCUCUGCUUGUGAAUCUUUUUUUGUGUAUGACUGAGGAAUUAAUGCCACUCACACACUCUCUUUAACAUACUGUAGCCUGUAACUGUAUUCAAACAUUCACAAAGUGUAAGUCUGCCGCAACUUGUUUUGUCCUCCUACUGUAGAAAUAGCUCAGACGCUGUAUUGUAUAUCCACGAGGCGACGGAAAGGACAGGAAAAGCACUCCAAUGCGAAGUGAGCAAUGACCUGAAAAGCAUUAUGUGGUAUCGAAUUGGUCCCAAGUGAUUGAAAAACGGCACCAAACCACGAAAGCGGAACCGAGAAUGCUGAGAGCUUUGAGUCACAAACACUGGAUCAUAUUUUUCUUCUUUUCCUUUUUUUUCUGCACCCGGGAUACAAUCUCUGAGAGCCUCCAUUUAUUAUUAAGGCUAUUCAUAUUUAAUGCGAAUGUUUCCAGCAGCGAACUUGUGCACAGACACAUUUCAG
Messenger RNA from Acanthopagrus latus (yellowfin seabream), 1494 nucleotides. RefSeq names its product transmembrane protein 74. The transcript has 2 exons. The coding region runs from base 198 to 1022 and encodes 274 amino acids. Lineage: Eukaryota; Metazoa; Chordata; Actinopteri; Spariformes; Sparidae. The record is from RefSeq and is a predicted model, not a curated record.